AUGGCCACUUUUUCGAGCAAGAACAAGGAGAUGAUGGUGUCGAUGAUCGCCGCCGUCGCCGUUUUGGCAGUUUUGGCUCCCACGAUGGUUUCGGCGAAACAAUACGUGGUUGGUGAUGACAAGGGCUGGACCAAGGAUUUUGAUUACACCACUUGGACCGCCGGCAAGCAAUUCUUCGUCGGUGACUCUCUAGUUUUCAACUACGCACAAGGGGGCCACAACGUGUUCAAAGUCAACGGCACAGAUUUCAUGCAGUGCUCCAAGCCACUCGUUGGCGCUCCACUUACCACUGGCAGCGACGAGAUUCCGCUCAAAACCACGGGGAGGAAAUGGUACAUCUGUGGAGUCGCCGGCCACUGCGCCUCCGGUCAGAAGCUGGUAAUCACCGUCUCCGACGGAUCUGCGGCUCCGGCACCGACGCCGACCUCGCCAUCAACCGGCGCCGUCUCUAGGAGCAUCAUCAAUGCUGGGUUUGCUGCUGCCAUGGUCGUCGUAGGCUUUUUCGGGGUGGUCAUGUUCUGA
Messenger RNA from Linum tenue, 522 nucleotides. NCBI's taxonomy places the organism in Eukaryota, Viridiplantae, Streptophyta, Magnoliopsida, Malpighiales, Linaceae. The record is from the annotation of a GenBank genome assembly.